AUGGUGAACACCAGGAUAUCGGUUUCUUCUUCUUCUUCUUCCUCUCAUGUUAGAAAUAGGGGUCAGCCCCGGCGACCUUCGCGCUACAUCUCCAUCUACGUCGUGCUUCUUCUUGCCUCCGCGGCCGUCCUCUUCCUCUUCUCCCAGAGAAGAAUUGCGGAGGUGGACCGGAAAGAUCAGUCUAAAAAUUGGUUCCAGGUAAUAUCCCUCUAUCCGCGCAUCUGCCGGUGCCCUUGCCACGACGAUGUCGAGUCAGAAUUUGUCAGUACUUUGGUUUUUCCUUUUCCUGCACUUUCUUAAUUUUUCGCCAUUGUUGUUCGGAGCCAGCGGACGCUACCAUUCCACAAUCCCGAGGGAGAGUUUAGAUAGCUUGCAGUUUCCAAUUAGGAUGUGGCAUUUGUUCUCUCUAUGUCGAUUAUUGUUUCUCUGUUCAUAGAUCGGAUUCUGAAGACUUAUCUCAAAAUUUUCGAAAAUGUAAUGAUAAUUUCAGUCUCAGGUCAUCUUACUUCUCUCCAAGAUAUGGCUCCAGAUCCUCUACAGGACGGGAGGUUUUGUUUUUGUUACUAAUGAUAUCUAACGCUUUAGAGUAAAUACCAACUGGAAGGGCGUGCCAAUAACUAGAUAAGCGCGCUAAAACGUUCGAUGAAAGGUGAAAAUUGACAAUGCCAAUACUUGGCACAUGAGAAUGUAAUACAGAAUAACUGUUUCAUUUGUUGAAAUGUGUCACUUGGAAAAUUAAUAAUUUUAAAAUCUAUAAGUGAUUCGCACCACUUUAUUAUACAAAGAUUCUCUGAAUGUAGAUAAAAAGGCGGAUCAAAUUACUGUAUGAACUUCCCAAUCAACUAUCUCAUUGAUGCAUGACAUCAUACAAGUCAUGAUCUUUUGCCGCUUAUUAUCUUAAACAUUCUCAUAAUCGAUGUUUUUGCUAGAGUAAUGUCGAAUCUGUUGAAAGAGAUCCAUACUCAAUGACAGACUUGGCCAUGACCCUUACUGGACUGUGUCUCAACCUUAUGUAAAGACAAGCUUUCGUCUUUUCAGUCCUUAUUCUAUAAUUUUUUUUGUGGUUUAUCCGUUAUUCGGCCAUUUUUAAAGAAUAUGCUGGACUAGUGGAAAUUGUUCCUUUAGAUGGAACGUCAGUUCUGGUGGCAGUCUUCGAGUUACUUUCCCUUAAUAUUUUGAACAUCUAACCGAUAUUGUUGAGCUCUCUCUUGAUUCCUCUUUGAUGCCUUUGUAAUGUUCUCUUAUAUUUCUCUUUGGUUCCAAGGAGAUGAAAUCCUCUGACUGUGUUCUGCACGUAAUGACUUUUUAAUCAUUAUGAAAAAAAUUGAUUUGGAAAUGGAUUUGCUAAGAAUAUUUUUUUGGUUUGCUGAUAUUCAAUGCAGGCUACAGAAGAAAAUUUAUGGGAUUCUUCUUUUGGUUUUGGUUAUCGCACUUGUGUCCACCGUACUAGCAAGUACAAAGGUUUGCCUUCUUCCCUGUAAUCCCGUCCUGUAGAUGAUGCAUAUUCCUAUGAUAAGUAUUGCGCAAUUUUUUGUCAGCUUUGUUUAUCUGGAGAACUGAGUUAAACGAAUCACACUUUAUCGUGCUUUAAUGCCUGAUCUUUUUUUCUUCCCUUUUUCGAGGGUGACAAGAAAUGGGUGUUCCAAUUGACGCUAAUAUCGUUUUGGGUGUUAUAUAUUCAUUGAAAUUGAAAAAAUCCCUACUUUUCUUGAUUCUUAUUUUUUAUUUUAUUUUUAUUAGCCCCCCAAGUCUGGGAUCGGUAUUUAACUGUAAGAAGCAAUGGAGGACUCAAUCAAAUGCGUACGGGUGUAAGUUCUUCUUUGGUUUUUAAGUUAUUCAAGUUUUCAUCUUUCUGAGUGGUUUUCUAGUCUGAAGAAUUUUGGUGGAUAUAUUUGGAUUAUAAUAUAGAUAUCUUUAUAUUUCCUCUCCUUCCCACCCUCACUCUCUCUCUAUCUCUCUCUCUCUCUCUCUCUCUCUCUCUCCCCUUCCCAUACUGGUGCAUUCACCAGAGGUUGUAAUGUUAUCUUUGGAGAACAUAGCUUUUAUUUCUUCCAUGCAUCCGAAGUUUUUUACUUCUUGGGUCUUAUUCAAGACUUUCCACCUCAAUAGGCAAAGAUGUUACUUGCACAAAUCUUGUGUAACUUGCACAACUCUUGCUGGCACUUUGUUUGUAAUGACCUUCAAGUGAGAUUGAACUGUGUCUCAUAAAACUAACAUAAUUCAGUUUUUUUAAUCUUCCCUUCUGUCAAAAUAUGAUCGUCUCUGUAGAGGAUCCGGUCUUUUGAUUGCAGUUUUGUGAAAAAAAACAUUUUCUUUUGGUGGAAAAAUCAUUUUGAUUGUAGUUUUGUGAACUGUUUGUAGAAAUUAACUGAAGAGUUCUUAUGAGGAUGUGCACUGAUAGUGUUCUGCUUACAGAUAUGUGACAUGGUUGCUGUGGCACGUAUAUUGAAUGCAACACUGGUGAUUCCUGAAUUGGAUAAGAAAUCAUUUUGGCGAGAUUCCAGGUUGGAUGUUUAUUUUUUCAUUUGCUCUUGUGAGCUUCCUCACCUUUUACAGCCUAUACUUUUACUUAUAAUUAUAGAUAGCAAUGAAUGCAAGGCAGCUUUCGCUAACAGUGUCUUUCAUCUUUGUACACUUAUUACAGCACAUUUGCUGACAUUUUUGAUGAGCUUCAUUUCAUCAAAUCCUUGGAGGGAGAUGUUCGAAUAUUAAAGGAGCUUCCCAAGGAGUCAGCAUUUCUUCCAAGGGCUCGCAAACACUUCUCUUCCUGGGCUAGUUUGAGUUAUUAUGAGGAGAUAGCGCAGAUCUGGAAAGACUACCGGGUAUUGGUCUACUUCUUGUUAUUUGGUGUGAGUUCUUUUGGGAAAAAGUUAUGCCAAUCUAGUUCUGAAGACUACCAUUUACCACCGUUAAUGUGUUUUCUGUCAGUGAAAAGAUUUUGCCUUGCAAAACGUCUACAUUCCUGUUUGGUAUCAUUAAGUUCGUUUGCUGUCUAUUUCCAAUGAGAUUCUAUAGCGGUUAUCAAUCAGCAGUUUCUACAUUAAUUUUAUUCCUGCUUCAUUCUUGUGGAAUACAAGAGUGCUUUACAUACACACAUGCUCCCAAUUAAAUGCCAAUACUUUUGCCUUUCUUUAUCCUGGGCCUUUUAAAAUAGUUUUAAGAAGGCAAUGGAUUGAAAGUGUAGAGAAGGCGGCAUAUGCCAAAGUACACCAUUCUUUCUUUGGACUAAUUGGUGUCAUAAUAUCUGCUUGCAUGGUUUUUUAUGAUUUUUUCAUAUGGUUAUCAUGUAAGGAAAAAUAUUUACAAAUGUUUGUGUUGUAGUCAAACAGUGGCACUUGGGAACUUGGCAGCAUCCGGGUUCAUUUUCAAGAGAGCUUUGGCUUCAUUUUAUCUUCAGUGAUCUGGAUGGUUACAACAAGGGAUUAUUGAGUGAUAGUUUUUUGUGAUGAAUUUCCUGUGAGAACUUCCCUUUUUGUGAUUGCUGAUAGUUUUUUCCGUUGGGUGGUGUAAGAACAGGUGAUAUUGCGGGUAAAUUCCAGUGGUACUCGCAAAAUGGCCAGAAACCCAUGCGGGGAGUGAGCGUUGGAUCUGUCUUCCUGAAGUUGUCACUUUGGGCCAACUGCCUUUAUGGCUGGUAGGUGCUUCAUCAGGGGUCCCCCUGUUUGGAAUGAUUUUGAACGGAUAUAUAGGGGCGUCAUCCGACUAUUUCUUUAACCCUUCUUUUAUAGAGUGUGACUUUUCGCAUCUUGUUGCGAUGAUAUCUUGGAUUCAUCAGAUUUCUGGCAGAAAUUGAUUCCAAUUUUAUGAGUCCUUUGCAUUUUCUAAGGAGGUCCGAGUUUGGAGAGGGAACAUGGGAGAUGUUUCCCUGUUGAAGAAUGCAGAGACAAAAUGGGUAAGAACCAUUUUUCUGUGGUGAAUGGGAAAACUUGCGUUGACGUAUUGUGUACUAACGAAGGGGAAACGUUUCACACUGCAAAUAGAACAGACAGGUUUCUGCAAAUCAGCUUGAAUGUGAGAAGGCACUCAUCUUAAUUCUGUGUAUCAAUUUGAAUCUGGUUUCAAUAUUUUCCUUGACAGUCAUUUGACAUGGUCGAUGAUGCAACAUAAUUCAAGUAAAGCAUUGAUACAAGUCUUAUAGCUUCCCUUGGAUGGGGUGACUAAUGCUUUGACAGUAACCUACAAAAAAUGCCGCAAAACAGUCGAUGGGGCUUUGCAGGUUUUUGUUAAUUGAGUGAUGUUAGAAUCAUCUUGGAGAUGGGUUAUAAAUAAUGGUGUUGAAAAAAAGUUGAAGUGGCAUUUUACUUUAAAUGAGCCAAUCUAUGUUCAUUAGUCUAAUACCUCAGUAUGUCUCAAAGAAAAUCUAUCCAUCAUCCCAUCAGUUUUCUGUUUUCUGUGAUGAUUUUUACUUGAUAUUUAUGAAGUAAAGUUUAUGUAUGUGCUUCAUUAGUAGGCUGAAAUAUAACAUGCAAUAUUAGUUAUUUGCAUAUAUUUAUAAUUUUUUGUUCGAGGGUGAACGUUAAUGUUUUAACGCAGGUGAUUCACGCUCCCAAGUCUGAUUCAAGACUGGCAAACAAUGACCUUCCACUUGAUAUACAGAGGCUACGUUGCCGUUGCCUAUACAAUGCUCUUCGUUUCUCUCCUCCUAUCGAGAUAUUAGGGAAGGUCUGAUUUGUUUUCUUCUUAUUUUGAAUGUUGUCUGACUGCAUUACUCCUGGGACUUGCUGAUCUUCUGGCUUUGUGCAUUUAAGAGUUCUCCUUUGGGGUACCUUGUAAACUAGGUUCUGAGUCUGCAAUGAUAAUGACACCACAGACAUUGGUGGAACGGUUGAAGUCACGUGGGAGGUACAUCGCCCUUCAUUUAAGAUUUGAAAAGGAUAUGCUAUCUUUUACUGGCUGUACAUAUGGUCUUACUGAGUUAGAAGCUGAAGAGCUGAGAAAAAUUAGGUGGGAACUUUUCUCUAGAGCCAUAGUUCUUUGCACUUUGUGGUUCGGUGUUACUUAGUUAUUCUUAUGUCCGCAGGGAGAGCACAAGCCACUGGAAAACGAAGAACAUAAACUCAACAGAACAAAGAAUUGGAGGUUUCUGCCCUCUAACUCCAAAAGAAGUGGGUAUUUUCCUUCAAGCUCUGGGCUAUGGACCAUCCACCUGGAUCUACAUUGCAGCUGGUGAAAUAUUUGGCAGUGGUGCUCACCUUUCGAGUUUAAGAUCACGCUUUCCUAAUCUGGUUUUUAAGGUUAGUUGAAAUCUCUUCCAAGUUCCUUGAAAUGAGUGUUAGAGACUUUGUUUUUAAUGUACCAGUAUUAACAAACUUAGUUGGUGACAGGAUACAUUAGCGACUCCAGAAGAGCUGAAGAUAUUUUCAAAUCAUGCCUCACAGGCUGCGGCUCUGGAUUACAUCAUAUCCGUUGAAAGUGAUGUUUUUGUUCCUUCAUACACUGGAAACAUGGCAAGAGCUGUUGAAGGUCAUCGUAGAUUUCUUGGGCAUCGCAGGACUAUUGUCCCUGAUAGGUACUCCUUUUCUUGACUUAUAUAUACGUAUGAUUGUUCUUUUAACCACAAAAAUGCUCCACGGCUUCUCUUAUGGUGUCCACAAAAUUUGGCCGUAGGUUUUUUUCCACGAUCUGAGUAUCCGUGAUUGUCAAAAUCUUGGCAACUAGUAACAGUGUUGGAAAAGAAAUCAGUUUUCCAUAUGAAUGUCCUUUAUAUUAUUAAAGUGAGUAGUAUCACAAUCGAUGAAUGAUACUGGGAAGUACUAGGAGAACCAGCUUCAAAGGUCUCAUCAUGGCAUUCAUACUGUUUAUACUUUCAUUGAUUGGCCAUAGAUCAUCAGCUAGAGCAGAUGGCGAAAUCUUGCUUUCACCAGAGGCCUGUUGUGAGGAUCAUGUCAGCUUUCCAUGCUUCCCUCUGUGUAAAUCUUUAGUAUCUCUCUCUUUCCCUAUCAUCCACCUAUGGGCCUAGACAAAAACAUGCAAAUUUAGACCUUUCACAUCCGUUUGGUUGGAGAUAACGUCUGCCUCCCUUUGCUGAUCUUUCCUUGGAAUGAUUUUUCUUGCCAAUGUGAGUUAUCUAUUAUGAACUAUCAAGUUUUCUAUCCUCUCUGCGUAUUUGGAAUGCAUUACCUUUUUAUUUUUAUUUUUCAAUCAAUACGACCGGAUCAUUUAGACGAAAAAAUGGACUAAUUUGAUGUAUUAUGGUCAAAAAUCCUACGAAUACAUUUCGUGUUAUUAUAAUUACCAAGAAUUAUUCCAUUUCAGGAAAGGAUUGGUAGAACUUUUUGAUAAAUUCGAAAGGGGAGAGCUGAACGAAGGACCCAUGUCGGCCCAGCUCGUGCGCCGCAUGCACAAGUCCAGGUGUGUAUGACUCGUGAGAUGUGCGCAGAGCUUAGCUACUCUUCACACCAAUGUUUUCUUUCCUCUGCCGUGAUUAUCUGAAGAAAGGUGCUUGUUGCUAUUGGCAGACAAGGGGCUCCGAGGAAAAGAUACGGCCCCCUGCCGGGAAUGAAAGGUCGGGGUCGCUUUAGAACUGAAGAAUCCUUCUAUGAAAACCCUCUACCAGAGUGCAUAUGCAGAAGACGAAGACUUUCCUAA
Messenger RNA from Spirodela intermedia, 6588 nucleotides. The record is from the annotation of a GenBank genome assembly. NCBI's taxonomy places the organism in Eukaryota, Viridiplantae, Streptophyta, Magnoliopsida, Alismatales, Araceae.